Molecule: messenger RNA, 912 nt
Organism: Spirodela intermedia
Lineage: Eukaryota; Viridiplantae; Streptophyta; Magnoliopsida; Alismatales; Araceae
Source: the annotation of a GenBank genome assembly
AUGGCGAUGGCGCAGAUUCUCCUCCCCUCCUGCCCUUCCUCUUCCCCCCGCGGAGCCCCCCACCCUCUCCAUAGCUCAGCCGUCUCCGCUGCCCCGACGGCGGCGCUGUCCUUCUCCGGUCGCCGCCGGCGAAGCCUGUGCCGGAAGGGGAGCCCGGUGGGGCUCGUGCUCCGCUGCUCCUUGUCCUCGUCGGAGUCGCCGUCGUCGUACCCGCCGGCAGCGGCGGAUGUGGUGGAGCUCCCCCUGUUCCCGCUUCCCCUGGUGCUCUUCCCGGGGGCCAUUCUGCCGCUUCAGAUCUUCGAGUUUCGGUACCGGAUGAUGAUGCACACCCUUCUGGAAACUGAUCUCCGAUUCGGGGUCGUCUUCUCCGACGCCGGUUCCGUGGCCGGCGUCGGCUGCGUGGGGGAGGUCGUCAAGCACGAGCGCCUCGUCGACGACAGGUUCUUCCUCAUCUGCAAGGGCCAGGAACGUUUCCGCAUCACCCGACUGGUUCGCACCAAACCCUACCUGGUGGCGGAGGUGGCCUGGCUCGAGGACCGGCCGCCGCCGCCGGGGACUGCUGGAGCUGAAGGCGAAGAAGAUCUGGAGGCGCUCGCGUCGGAGGUGGAGCGGAACAUGAAGGACGUGAUCAGGAUUUCGAAUCGGCUGAACGGGAAGGCCGACAAGGAUGGUGCGGCGGCGGCGGCGGCCGAUCUCCGCCGCGGCCUGUUCCCCACCCCCUUCUCCUUCUUUGUGGGCAGCACAUUCGAAGGAGCUCCCCGCGAGCAGCAGACGCUCCUGGAGCUUGAGGACACCGGCGCUCGCCUGAGGAGGGAGCGGGACACUCUGAGGAACACCCUCAAUUACCUCACUGCUGCCUCCGCCGUGAAGGAUGCCUUCCCUUCUUCUCCCUCCUCCCCCCCCGCCACCUGA